Messenger RNA from Nematolebias whitei (Rio pearlfish), 1072 nucleotides. RefSeq names its product rho/rac guanine nucleotide exchange factor (GEF) 2 (gene arhgef2b). Gene Ontology annotation, biological process: positive regulation of neuron differentiation; cell morphogenesis; regulation of Rho protein signal transduction. Gene Ontology annotation, molecular function: guanyl-nucleotide exchange factor activity; microtubule binding. Gene Ontology annotation, cellular component: ruffle membrane; cytoskeleton. NCBI's taxonomy places the organism in Eukaryota, Metazoa, Chordata, Actinopteri, Cyprinodontiformes, Rivulidae. The record is from RefSeq and is a predicted model, not a curated record.
GUCAAUCAGAACGUAGCUCCGCCUCCGGUUUGGACCGCUAACGGCUCGGGACCAGAACCCCGCACUUUGUUCCUGAUUCGGUUUGUGGUCUGGUUCUGCUGAGCUGAGCCGUCAGAGGGAUGUCCCGGCUGCUGGAGAGCAGGAGGACCGACAGGAUGAAGGAGAUCAACCUGAAGGAUGUAAUGUCACCAUCCACAACCGCUGCAGAGACAGUCUGGCCAGCUGUGCCAAGAUGAAGCAGAGGCAACAGAAACUGGCGUUGGUGAGAAACAGUUCAGCUUUGCAGAAUGUUGCCUUGCGAACCAAGACUCCGAUGAUGAAGGAACGUCCAAGCUCGGCCAUCUAUCCUUCGGACUCUCUCCGUCAGUCUCUGCUUGGGUCCAGGCGGGUCCGAUCCGGCCUCUCCCUGGCCAAAAGUGUUUCCACCAAUAAUAUUGCAGGGGGGACUGAGGACUCUGGAGGUCUAAGGAGGAUGUUGUCCCAGUCUACAGAGUCUCUGAACUUUAGGAACAGAACUUUAUCCAUGGAGUCCCUCACAGAUGAUGGUGACUGGUGGUGGAACCCCCUCCUGGAGGAGCUGCAGAACGAGGGCAGCUGUGUUCAUUCGGACAGCUGGAGUCUCGCUGUGGAUGCCCACUUCUUACAGACGCUCCACAAAGACGUCAUCAAGCAGCAGGACGUUAUCUACGAGUUGAUCCAGACAGAGUUUCAUCAUGUCCGGACCUUGCGGAUCAUGGAGGGUGUGUACCGGCGAGGGAUGCUUGAGGAGGUGAUGCUGGAGGCGGGCGUAGUUCACACCAUCUUCCCCUGCCUGGAACAACUGGUGGAGCUUCACUCCAACUUGUUGUCAGAGCUGCUGAACAGGAGGAAGGAAGGACUGGUGGAGGGUAGCUCCACCAACUUCAUCGUUCGCAAGCUGGGAGACCUGCUGCUCCGACAGUUUUCAGGCCAGACUGCAGAAGACAUGAAGAAGCUUUACUCUGAGUUCUGCAGUCGACACCCAAAAGCUGUGAAACUCUACAAAGAUGUUUUAACUCGAGACCGCAGGCUGCAGCAGUUCAUCAAGCUCUAA